Elephantulus edwardii (Cape elephant shrew) is the source of this 1485-nucleotide messenger RNA. RefSeq names its product X-linked inhibitor of apoptosis (gene XIAP). The transcript is spliced from 6 exons. NCBI's taxonomy places the organism in Eukaryota, Metazoa, Chordata, Mammalia, Macroscelidea, Macroscelididae. The record is from RefSeq and is a predicted model, not a curated record. Gene Ontology annotation, cellular component: cytoplasm; nucleus. The coding region runs from base 1 to 1485 and encodes 494 amino acids.
AUGACUUUUAACAGUUUUGACGGCUCUAAAACUGCAGACAUCAAUAAAGAUGAAGAAUUCAUAGAAGAGUUCAGUAGAUUAAAAACUUUUGCUAGUUUUCCAAGUAGUAGUCCUGUAUCAGCAUCAACUCUGGCCCGGGCUGGAUUUCUGUACACCGGUGAAGGAGACACUGUACAGUGCUUUAGCUGUCGUGCAGCAGUAGAUAGGUGGCAGUAUGGAGACUCAGCAGUUGGAAGACACAGGAAAGUAUCCCCAAAUUGCAAAUUUAUCAAUGGCUUUUAUUUUGAAAAUAAUGCUACACAGCCUACAAAUCUUGGUAUUCAAAAUGGUCAACACAAAGUUGAAAACUCUCCGGGAACCAGAAAUAAUUUUCUGUUAGACAGACCAUCUGAGACGCAUGCAGACUAUCUUUUGAGAACGGGACAAGUUGUAGAUAUAUCAGACACCAUGUACCCAAGGAACCCUGAAAUGUGUAGUGAAGAAGCUAGAUUAAAGUCAUUUCAGAACUGGCCAGACUAUGCCCACUUAAGUCCAAGAGAGUUAGCUAGUGCUGGACUCUACUACACAGGUAUAGAUGAUCAAGUACAGUGCUUUUGUUGUGGUGGAAAAUUAAGAAAUUGGGAACCUUGUGAUCGGGCAUGGUCAGAACACAGGCGGCAUUUUCCUAAUUGCUUUUUUGUUUUGGGCCGGAAUGUUAAUAAUACUCGAAGUGAGUCUGAUGCUUUGAGCUCUGAUAGAAAUUCCCAAGAUUCAGCAAAUUCUCCAAAAAAUCCAACCAUGGCAGAUUAUGAAGCCCGGAUCACGACUUUUGGGACGUGGAUAUACUCAGUUAACAAGGAGCAACUUGCAAGAGCUGGAUUUUACGCUUUAGGUGAGGGAGAUAAAGUGAAGUGCUUUCACUGUGGAGGAGGGCUAACUCAUUGGAAGCCCUGUGAAGACCCUUGGGAACAGCAUGCUAAGUGGUACCCAGGGUGUAAAUACCUGUUAGAAGAGAAGGGACAUGACUAUAUAAACAAUAUUCACUUAACCCAUUCACUUGAGGAGUCUUUGGCAAGGCCUGACAAAACAUCAUCACUAACUAAAAAGAUUGAUGAUACCAUCUUUGAAAAUCCUAUGGUGCAAGAAGCAAUACGAAUGGGAUUCAGUUUCAAAAACAUUAAAAAAAUAAUGGAAGAAAAAAUUCAAACCUCUGGGAAUAACUAUAAAUCCCUUGAGGUUCUGGUUGCAGACCUAGUGAGUGCUCAAAAAGAUAGUGCACAAGAUGAAUCAAGUCAGACUUCAUUGCAGAAAGAAAUUAGUACUGAAGAGCAGCUAAGACUUCUGCAAGAGGAGAAGCUUUGCAAAAUUUGUAUGGAUAGAAAUAUUGCUAUUGUCUUUAUUCCUUGUGGACAUCUGGUCACUUGUAAACAGUGUGCUGAAGCAGUUGACAAAUGUCCCAUGUGCUACACAAUCAUUACUUUCAAGCAAAAAAUUUUUAUGUCUUGA